Messenger RNA from Phodopus roborovskii (desert hamster), 2213 nucleotides. RefSeq names its product heparin binding growth factor (gene Hdgf). Gene Ontology annotation, cellular component: nucleus. Gene Ontology annotation, biological process: regulation of transcription by RNA polymerase II. The transcript has 6 exons. Bases 299 to 1018 code for a protein of 239 amino acids. NCBI's taxonomy places the organism in Eukaryota, Metazoa, Chordata, Mammalia, Rodentia, Cricetidae. Gene Ontology annotation, molecular function: transcription coregulator activity; double-stranded DNA binding. The record is from RefSeq and is a predicted model, not a curated record.
GGAGUGGGCCGCGGGGGGUGGAGGAAGCGGCCUCGCGUUGAGGAGGGAGCAAUUGAAUUUCAAACACAAACAACCGCACGAGCGCGCCCCGAGCCGAGCGUUGCCCACCGCGCCCGCCCCGUCCGAGCGGCGCGCGGGCGCAGACGCCGUGGCUGCUCCGGAGCUCGCGCCGGGGGCCACCAUCGAGGCGGGGGCCGCGCGAGGGCCGGAGCGCAGCGGCGCCACAACCGCCGCACGCGCAAACUUGGGCUCGCGCUUCCCGGCUCGGCGCGGAGCCCGGGGCGCCCGCGGCCCCGCCAUGUCGCGAUCCAACCGGCAGAAGGAGUACAAAUGCGGGGACCUGGUGUUCGCGAAGAUGAAGGGAUACCCACACUGGCCGGCUCGGAUUGAUGAGAUGCCUGAGGCUGCAGUGAAAUCAACAGCCAAUAAAUAUCAAGUCUUUUUUUUUGGAACCCACGAGACGGCAUUCCUGGGCCCCAAAGACCUCUUCCCUUACGAGGAAUCCAAGGAGAAGUUUGGCAAGCCCAACAAGAGGAAAGGGUUCAGCGAGGGGCUAUGGGAGAUCGAGAACAACCCUACAGUCAAGGCCUCUGGCUACCAGUCCUCUCAGAAAAAGAGUUGUGUGGAAGAGCCUGAGUUGGAGCGUCAAGUCCCUGAGGGUGAUGGUGAUAAGAAAGGCAAUGCAGAGGGUAGCAGUGAUGAGGAAGGGAAACUGGUCAUCGAUGAGCCAACCAAGGACAAGAGUGAGAAGGGGAUGCUGAAGAGGAGAGCAGGGGACAUGUUGGAGGACUCCCCUAAACGCCCCAAGGAGUCGGGAGACCAUGAAGAAGAGGAUAAGGAGAUGGCUACCUUGGAGGGUGAGAGGCCCCUACCAGUAGAGAUGGAGAAGAACAGUACUCCUUCUGAGCCAGACUCUGGCCAGGGACCUCCUCCAGAGGAGGAGGAGGAGGAAGAAGAGGAGGAGGCUUCCAAGGAAGGGGCUGAAGCCGAGGGCGUCAGAGAUCAUGAGAGCCUGUAGCCACCAAUGUUUCAAGAGGAGCCCCUGCCCCGUUCCUGCUGCUGUCUGGGUGCUACUGGGGAAACUGGCCAUGGCCUGCAAACUGGGAACCCUUUUCCCACCCAACCCACUCUCCUCCUUCACUCACAUUCUUCUUUUUAAGCCCACCCUUGGAGAUUGGCUUGGCCCUCACCUCCAGGUCCCUGUACCCUGUGACCUGAGUCAGGGCAAUGUGCCCUGGGAUGAUUGGGGCCAUUAUAUCUCCUUAGACUUGUCUCCUAGGGCUUGUGUUGGGGUCUGGGCUCCUGUUUCCACCUCUUGACACCUCUGCCCUUCUGCAGGCAUUCUAGACCUUUGGGCUGGGUUGGGGCAGGAGUGGGAUGAUGAAAUAUACAAUUAGGUGUGGGUUUCUGGGUGGCAUCUCCUGAGUCUGUCUCCUGCUCCCAUCCAUAUUUUCCCAUCUGCCUAAAUUCAAGAAAAAGGGGACAGACACUAUGUGGGAGAGAGGCUCCCAUCCAUAAAUCCUUGGUGAUUUUGAGAAAAUUUUUUUCCUGACCUCAGGGUUCAAGGAAUUAUAGUUUAACAUUAAGACUUUUGGAGUUUCCAAGUUGGUAGGGCCAAGGACCUGGAGAGAGUGGAUAAUCUGAAGGAUUGACUUAUCUGUUUGUAUUGAGUAAAUGUCUCUCUUUAGAUCUCAGGUCAGAGAUGAGGUAAUGUGGGGAGACCCUGCUGCCUUCUUUCCUCUUCCCACAAUGCUCAAGGCCAGCCUCCAGUCAGAUAUAUCACCCAGACAUAAAGGAAAAAGACACAUUUUUUUAGGAAAUGUUUUUAAUAAAAGAAAAUUACAAAAAAAAAAGAAAAAAAAAAACCAACCUGUUAAUCCCCAAGCCUUUGUGUGCCCCCCACUACUGACCUGUUUCCGAGGUGCACUGGGAGGCUCCCUUCUGUUCAAGUGAUGACUCUUUGGAGCUAGGGCUUUGAUGUCCUUCCAGAGUUGGUCCUCUGGCGUUGUCACACAUCCAGUUUGUAGCCCACUGAAUACAGGGAAACGUACUCUCUCCCAGCCUCUUCUGGGGUUUCUUUGCCCCCUUCCUUCUCUUUUACUCCUAUCCCUCCCUUGGGCUCUGAAGAAAAAUUGCUGACUGUAGCUUUGGAAGUGUAGCUCUGAGAACCAUAGACAAUUUGAGUUCUAGGAAAAUAAAGCCGUUGAUUACUA